Molecule: messenger RNA, 1239 nt
Organism: Nematocida minor
Lineage: Eukaryota; Fungi; Microsporidia
Exons: 1
Coding region: 1-1239 (412 amino acids)
Molecular function (GO): RNA binding
Source: RefSeq, a predicted model, not a curated record
AUGGAGUAUUUUAAGAGAGUAGAUGUAUCAGAGAUGGAGGGAAUGACAGAGGAGGAGAAACAGGAGGUCUCCGAAAAGGUGGUGCAGAUGGCACAGAGCGAAGUGAAUAAGAUAAUACAAGUGAGCAGUCUGGCAAGGAAGCUGGAGCAGUUCAUAAAGCACUUAUCAGUGGAGAGUCUCUCAGGCCUCGUAUCAAAAAUAGAAAUAACGGAUAUUUACCACAGAAGCACAACGUAUGCGAUAGAGUCCAUACUAAAAAAGAUAGAAGAGCAGAAGACACUCACAGAGAGCUACAAAGCACUGCUAAAGAGCAUUGAAACAGCUGUGUUAAGUAACCCUUCAAAGGCCUUCAAAAGCAAAGGAACCAACCACAUAAUAAGAGCCAUGCUGAGAAUAGGCUACAGCACAGACGGGCUGAAAGAAGAGAUAAGGGAAACACCGAUUGACUAUUUCAUUGAAGACACCACAAGAGUAGCAACGUACUCUGAGUAUGUAGACCAGGCAGACACAAAAGAAAAAGAAAGAAUAACAGAGUACUUGGUGAAAAUAAUGGACACGCAAAUGGUCACGGGCUUCCAGGCCUUCCUGUACGAGAAAGUGUGCAAGCUGGCAAGCACUGCACAGCUGUGCGAGAUAUUCGAGAGAAUAAAGGCAGAUAUACCUGAUCUGUGCAAAGACAAAGUGGGAAACUACUUCAUGCAAAGUUUUAUCUCUGUAUACGCACCGGAAGAGAUUUACAGAAUCAUAGAAGAGCACAUACACACAUUUCCAGCAAACAGCAACAUAGUCCACGUGCUUCUCAUGAGGGCAGCAGCAGAGAACAAAGUGUCAGUGGUGGAAAGCGCAAUGGAGAGAGUGUUCAAGAAAGACGCCAUUAUGAGCACGCUUCUAUUCCACGAAACAGGAGGAUUUGACUCAAAAUCGUACAAACUAGCCGUUAAACUGCUGAAAAUGAAGACAAAGUACCAGAAGACCCUUCAGAUGCAGUGCAUGGGGCUGUACGAGAGAUACUGGCUGUUCAACAAGAUAGGACAGGAGGUGCUGAUCGCUCUCCUGGAUAGCAACCUGGAUGCCGCAGUGGCCAAGCUGCUCACGAGCACAAUGACGAAAGAGUUCAUAGGAAUAUGCAAGACAAAGGGAGGAAACAACCUGCUGAAUGCAAUAGAGAAGGUAUCCGAUAGAGAAACACGCAAACAGAUAGCAAUGGCCAAGCAAGGGCUGCGCAAUGCAAAAAAAUAA